AUGGACAUGAUGAAUAACAAUACGACAUUAUACACUGAUUUAUGUUUAAAAAACAUUGAAAACACAGUACUCGAAAAAUGUGAUACUCCAAAAAAAUUAGACACAUCAGUUGAGAAAUUAAGAGGCGAUACUGUUGAAGAUGACUAUACAGUUCUCAAAACUAUUGACUUAUUAGAUUGUCCUGUACAAAUCGAUACGAUGAAUGACAAUAAAUCGUCCACUGGUUUAUGUUUCGAAAACUUUAUUGAAAUGGGAGCAAUAAAAAUAUCUGAUAUUCCAGGAAAAUUAGACAUUUCAGUUGAGGAAUCAAGAGGUUAUACUGUUGGAGAUGAUUCUUCCGAAUAUAUUCCUUCAAAUACAAGUGAUGUUUCAUCUGUUUACUCGGAUGUUGAUGAUAAUAACACAAAGAAUAAAAACAAGAAAAAUGUCUCUGUUAAUAAAUCUAAUACAUCUAGUGGUCUAGAUGUAUCUAUAAUACAUUCGCCAGAAACGAAAACGUGUAACGAUACUGAAAUGUAUGUCACAGAAUCAUCAGGGAAACAAACACAUUCAAAAAGAAAUUGUUGUUAUUACUGUAAAAAGUUACAGAGCAAGAUAGCACGUCACUUAGAAACUGUACAUUCUAAUGAAGAGGAAGUUAAAAAGUUCACGGUAUUACCAAAGGGAAACUAUGAAAGAAAGAAAAUAAUAGAAACUCUUCGACGAUAUGGUAAUUUUCAGUUUAACACUAAGAAAGAGAUCAAUAAUGGAGAACUUAUUACAUGUAGGCGACCAAACAAAAAAUGGCAGAAAAAUGCAAGUGAUUUCUUACCUUGUGGUAAAUGCAAAGGAUAUUUUUCAAAAUUAUCUCUUCGACAUCAUUUUCGUCGUUGCACUGGACGUAAUAGCAAACAUAAUAAAUCAAUAAUGGUAUUGGGUCGUACUAAUGUUGCAAGAACUCAUGAAGCAGCUAAUAAGAUUCUUAGAACAAUUGUCUUCCCCGUAUUACGAGACGAUGAAGUCACUCGUGCAAUUAGAUACGAUCAAUUAAUAAUUCUAUAUGGGAAUAAACUUUGCUUGAAAUAUAGACUACAACAUCAGCACGAUAUGAUUCGAUCCCGAUUACGAUUGAUAGGACGUUAUCUGUUAGCUCUCAGAACAAAAGAUGAAAAUAUUACUGAUUUUGCUUCGUUAUAUGAUCCGAAAUUUUAUGAUGUCGCAAUUGCUGCUGUUAAUUCUGUGGCAGGUUUUGAUGAAGAUAAAAACAUAUAUAAAGUACCAUCUGUAGCAUUUAACCUUGGGACGUAUAUAAAACAUAUUGGAGAGAUUUUAAUUAAUGAGUGUAUAAAAAGUCACGGUCCUAUGAAAAUGAAACAGGUUGAAAAUUUCUUAAAACUACUAAGACAAGACUAUGGAAUAAGCGUCAAUAGAACAGUGUUGGAAACACAAAUGCAACGAAAACGACAAAAGAAGAUUAUACUUCCAUCAACAGAUGAUAUUAAGAAAUUGAAUAGUUAUUUAACCGAAAGACGAGAGGAAGCUUAUAACAAUUUGUUGAAAGAAUAUUCAUAUAAACCUUGGCUAACUCUGCUGGAAACAACUCUCAUAUCUGUGCAAUUGUUUAAUCGUCGACGAGCUGGAGAAACUGAAAGAAUGCUAAUACCGGAAUUUCAAAGUCAUCACAGUGUUAAUGAAAAGACGAAUAAGGAUAUUUACAAAUCAUUAUCAGCAGAAGCACAAAAAUUAGCAAACAAAUAUGUCCGUUUUGAGAUACGUGGUAAACUUGGUCGUACUGUUCCAGUCUUACUUCAUUCCGAUUUACUGAAAUGCAUUAACCUUAUAUUGGAUUACCGUUCACAAGCCAAAGUGUCUCACGAUAAUCCCUACCUUUUUGGAAUACCGGGUUAUGAUAAAAAGAGAUACAAAUAUUUAAGGGCUUGCGAUUUAAUGCGAACAUUUUCAGUAGCAUGUGGAGCAAGCAUGCCACAUACAUUACGUGGAACACAAUUAAGAAAGCAUAUAGCUACUAAAUGUAUUUCUUUAAAUUUAUUAGAUCAUCAAGUGAGUGAUUUAGCUAAUCAUUUAGGACACAAAGAUAAAAUACACAAAGAAUAUUACAGGCAACCUAUUGCUAGUCGAGAAAUACUACAGGUAUCAAAACUUUUAGAAUAUGCGCAAGGUCAAGAAGAAAAUGAAGACGAAAGUACUGAUAACGAUGGUAUGCAUAUAUAA
Molecule: messenger RNA, 2211 nt
Organism: Wasmannia auropunctata (little fire ant)
Lineage: Eukaryota; Metazoa; Arthropoda; Insecta; Hymenoptera; Formicidae
Exons: 3
Coding region: 1-2211 (736 amino acids)
Source: RefSeq, a predicted model, not a curated record